GCAUGCGUCCUCUCGCGCAAUCUUCAACCCCAAUUACGGUACUGUAUGUGCAAAAACUGCUCUCAGAUCAGCGUAAGCGAGUUACUUCCCACAGCAUAGCAGCUCUGUUAGGUUCGUCCGGGUACGCCUUCAAACGGCAGCGAGCCAACUUCCCUACUGAAAACCGAGCGUGAAACACGGGUCUGUCCUCGGGCUCCGGGUAAAGAGAGUGCAUUCAACGCUUUUUCUCAGGUGGAGCUGUCGGUUCCGGCGUUUUGAACACUGGAAGUGCUCUAACUUGCUCUCGCAGCUCGUGUCGCGCUCCCGGCUCUCAGCAGCGAGACACCGCCUCCCGCGGCGUGUAUGAGCGCGAUCUUCUGCUCGGUCUCGGGUCUGCUCUCGUCCGGUACAGGCGGUUUUUAAACAGCGUCUCGGCGUGUCACUGAGCCAUGGCAGGAGCCCAGCAAGCAGACCCCUCGGACAGCCCCGCGCAGGUCGACGAUGCAGAACUGUCUCUCCAAGGAAUAAACAUGCUACUGAACAACGGCUUUAAAGAGAGCGCCGAGCUUUUCCACAAAUACAGGAAUUACAGCCCUCUGAUGAGCUUUGGUGCUAGCUUUGUCAGUUUCCUGAACGCCAUGAUGACGUUCGAGGAGGAGAAGAUGAAGUUGGCAUGCGAGGACCUGCACGCCACAGAGAAGCUGUGCGAGGGUACCGCCCCCGGCGUCCUCCAGACCAUCAAAAGCAAGAUCAGAAAGAGCGUGAGUGUGGAGAGCCCCAGGGCAGAGGUGGCUGCGUUGGAGAGGAUACAGCGACUCAUCAUCGUGGCGGACUGCCAGGUCUACCUGGCAGUGCUCUUCUUCAUCAGGCAGGAGAUCUCAGCGUAUAUUAAAGCUGGCUGGAUCCUCCGCAAAGCCUGGAAGAUGUACAAUAAAUGCUACAGUGACAUUAACCAGCUCCAGGAAGCCUGCCAGAGAAGGUCCUCGGCUCCGCAGGGGGUGCUGUCGUCCUUCACCCAACAGGAUGCAUCCUCCUCUGAACGCGUCAAGCACAGUCAGACGUCCCCUCUUCUGCCUGAGCCCCAAGGCACCCACGUCCCCGAUCGCGUGGAAGACGGCCAGAAGGACCCACAACCUACUAGUCAACCCAAAGGCAGCCGGAAGGCUACGUCCCAGUCAUACCAACAAGGGACGCCCAGCCCACGGUGCGAGGUGGGCGUGACGGCGGACGCUCUGAGUCGGCUGAAGGGCUCGGUCUGCUUCGGCUAUGGCCUCUUCCAUCUCUGCAUCUCCAUGGUUCCUCCUCACCUGCUGAGGAUCAUUAACUUGCUGGGUUUCCCUGGCGACCGGCAGCGGGGUCUAGCAUCCCUCAUCUAUGCAAGCGAGAGUAAGGACAUGAAGGCUCCUCUCGCUACGCUCGCCCUCUUGUGGUACCACACAGUAGUGCAGCCCUUUUUUGCCCUGGACGGCUCAGAAACGGAGACGGGACUUCUGGCAGCACGAGCCAUUCUCCAGAAGAAGGAGGCAGAUUAUCCAAACUCUUCCCUCUUCACGUUCUUCAAAGGCCGGGUACUGCGCCUGGAGUGCCAGAUCAGCAGUGCCUUAGUGGCCUUCAACGGUGCCUUGGAACUGGCGAGCGACCAGAAGGAGAUCCAGCAUGUGUGUCUCUACGAGAUCGGUUGGUGCAGUAUGAUUGAGCUGAGCUUUCCCGAGGCGUCCCGAGCCUUCGACCGGCUGAGGGUGGAGUCACGCUGGUCCCAGUGCUACUACGCCUACCUCACCGGAGUGUGUCAGGGAGCCGCAGGAGAUCUGGAUGCGGCUUGCUGCGUGUUCAAGGACAUGGCGGGUCUCUACAGGAGAAAGCACAAUCAGAUUGAGCAGUUUUCCAUGAGGAGGGCCGAGGAAUUAAGUAAGCUCCCACCUACAAAAGAGCGGUGUAUCUUGGCUGCCAUUGAGGUGCUGUACCUCUGGAAAGCUCUGCCCAACUGCUCGGACUCCAGACUUCAGCUCAUGGUUGAAGUUCUACAGCACGUGGACGACCCUUCCUCUUCUGGUCUGAAGCACCUCCUGCUGGGGGCCGUGCACAAGUGCCUUGGCAACGGUGCCGGCGCAGUGCAGUGCUUCAAUGUGGCUCUGAGGGAUGAGGAGAACCAGGUGACUGACUUCUAUGUGCAGCCGUAUUCCCUGUACGAGCUGGGAUGUGUGCUACUGGAAAGCGCAGAGUCCCAAGCCAAAGGAAGACGACUGCUGCUUCAGGCCAAGGAGAACUUCGCUGGGUAUGAUUUCGAGAACAGGCUUCACAUGCGCAUCCACACAGCCCUGGCCUCACUGACAGGGCCAGGCCCUCAGUAGCUCCGCCCCGAUUCCCAAGCCUGCCCACCAAAUCAAUCCUUUCGCCUUCCCAGAAGAAAGCUUGACCCGGAGUGGUGUAACAUGGAGGCAUACGGUCGGGUGGGGCAUUCGCGUUGGAAGCGGAGGAGAGAACUAAAGCGUGCGUUUCUGUACAUGGAUGCCAAAGAGCCGAGAGCGCCGUACCUACGUUGGAGCGACCUCUGCCGGUAGGCAUCAUAACGCCGGGUGAAGACGGCAACACUCUGGUGGGCACCCCACCCAGCGCAAAAAUGAAACGGACAGUGUGCUCCUCCAACUGGGGCGGAGACCUUGUGGCUGGAUGUCCCGAGUGACUGAGGGCUGUAUGAAGACCUGUUGUAAUGAGAACUACCCAAUCAGGAUGGCCUCUUUCGGAGUGCACUCUGACCCUUUACAAAUCCUAGUCUUACUCAACCUCUUACUGGUCCCUCUGUAGGAGGAGGGACUGGCAUUGUACAGUGAGCUAUGAGACACUGUCUCUACAGGUGAGGGCUUUUCCAGCAUGUCCGUCAAGCCCGUGCUCAUCUGCGGUUUCUGUUGCUCUGGACUGGCCUCCAUCCCACUGGAACAGAGCAUGACUGUUUGGCCAGUGGAGGAGUACGGCAUGACUCGCAGCUCCUGGCCGCGGUUUAUCAUUUUACAGAUGCCAGCGUUUCAAAUUUUCAAUAAUUAGAUUUGUGAUGAAUUUAAAGCGAUUCAGUAAUAACACUGUUCAACAAUGAUAUUGCUUCCUGCAAAAAAAAAAUUAUGUAUUUUUGCACACUGAAUUCAAAUAUGUUUUCAGAAUAUUUAUCAGCUAUAAUUUUUUUUUUUUGUUCCAGUAUGCUCGUGUUUCACUAUGUACAAAAAAGCACCACUGAGGAAAGUGGUCGCCAUUGGUAUUGGCAGAUGUCAGCACACUGAAGAGGGUGUGUUCCUGAGGUCACGUGUGAAAAUCAGACAUUGUACAUAGAAAUAGGUUUGUGCAUAUUUAAAGUGUGAUACCUUAUUUAAGGAGCAGUAAAAUAUUUUAAUGUAA
Molecule: messenger RNA, 3366 nt
Organism: Electrophorus electricus (electric eel)
Lineage: Eukaryota; Metazoa; Chordata; Actinopteri; Gymnotiformes; Gymnotidae
Product: tetratricopeptide repeat protein 39C-like
Biological process (GO): cilium assembly; otolith morphogenesis
Molecular function (GO): protein binding
Source: RefSeq, a predicted model, not a curated record